Molecule: messenger RNA, 1479 nt
Organism: Strongylus vulgaris
Lineage: Eukaryota; Metazoa; Nematoda; Chromadorea; Rhabditida; Strongylidae
Source: the annotation of a GenBank genome assembly
AUGACACACACAGAAGAAAGUUCACGCUCUCGGCGUGAUCAUUCAUCCGAAUUAGACUCCGAAUCAAUAAGACAGCUGCUCGAAGAUGGAGAGCUGGAUACGCUACGUUGGGAAGAUGAUGAUAUAUCCUUACGGUCAGCUGCAUCUAACAGUCGCCUGCCCUACGACAAAUUAACAGCUCAGGAGUUGGUUCACUUUCCUGAUGCAUCGGACUCAAAGGCUUCUACAAAUCUUUACCUAUUUAUAAGAAAUAAAAUAUUGCAACUUUGGCUCCUCGAACCCAAUGUGGAGCUGACAAGUGAAGAUGCAAUUGAUCAACUUCCUACUCCUUUCAACAGUGAUCGCCGCUUUGUUCGACGUAUUCACGGCUUUCUCCAAAGAUAUGGUUUCAUCAAUUAUGGGAAUUUUCACCGUUUGGCAUCAGCUCUUAUUCUAACUUCGAAGCGAAAGCGGGUUAUUAUCAUUGGUGCUGGUGCUGCUGGCAUAGCUGCUAUGAAACAACUUCACUUCUUUGGAUUCGAUGUUGUGUUAUUAGAAGCACGAAAGCGACUUGGCGGUCGUGUACACACUUAUCAUCAAAAAGAUUCGAGCACAGUCGCCGAUCUAGGAGCAAUGGUAGUCACGGGAAUAAAUGGGAAUCCAAUUGUAACGAUGAUGCGACAGACUCAGUGUACUCCUGUCCGUAUCACACCAGAUUGCCCCAUUUACGAUGAAUAUGGAAAGUUGGUGGAUCAGCGAAAAGACGAGUUGGUAGCUGAGGCUUUCAAAAAGAUAGGCGACACUGCAUCAUACAUUGCUCACACAUUAGGUGUGACUGAAGUGAAUGGAAAGAAGCUCAGUAUUGCUGAUGCCUACAACGAUAUUCUCGAUUUGGUUUUCCCUAAACUGCAAUCAAUUCACCGAUUAUGUAAUUCUAGAAUGUUGGAGUUAAGAAUGCAGAGAAGACGUCUCAAAUAUUGGCAAAUUUAUGAGGAAAUACUCGAGAAGAUGAAACAGGUUCAGAAUGAGAUUAUUUUGUACAAGAAAAGCGCAGAGUUUUUGGCCGAAAAAUUGAGGUCAUCGGAUGGAAGCAUCCAUCAUACACUUGAUUCUGAUUCGCGCUUGGAACAAGAUAUUCUCCGACGUUGUUAUAAGCGCGACCUUGGGGAGGCCAUCAAGCGUUAUGAUGCUGCUAGGGAGCGUUUCCGUAAUUUGGAGACUACACUUCGUAAUCUCAAAAAACAGGAACCAAGUGAAGUCUACAUGAAUCAGAGGGAUCGUCGUCUCUUAGACUUCCAUUUUGCUAAUUUGGAGUAUGUUAGUGGGGGCACACUAGACAAGCUGUCUCUACAACAUUUCGACCAAGACGAUGAGUUCCAAUUUACGGGCUCACACAUGGCUAGUGAGUUGCAUUCACUUUUUUUCCAAAGCCUCUGUAAUACUUUUCCCUUUCUCAAUAUCUUUCUCAUUGGACUGACUGCUCUUAUGAAAACUUUUUAA